UGUGUGGCCUUAAUGUUACUGUGGUGGAUCACAGCAGCUAUGGGUUGCCAGUUCAAUUACAGCCUUGGUAGGUUGUACUGUAUGCCAUGUUGCGCGAAGUCUACAGUAAUGUCCUGCUGUAGCAGCCUGCUUCACGUUAGAAUGUAAAAAACAUAUACAGUAAUCAUCCUCGUAACUCGUUAGCUUUGCAAUUGUUGUGCAAUAUUUCCACAAACAUCAGGCGCCAUUGUUGAGCAUAACCUGUCGGGCAGUAGGACCCAGGGCAGUCCGAGCGCACAUGGCACACUGUGAAGGCUCGGCUGCAGGAGGAGAUGGUUACAGUCCAGCUCUCCAACAUCUUCCCACUCUGUCUGUGCGCUCCUGUCGCUCUCUGUCCCACUCACUACCGACAUCCUCUGCUGCAGCCCCUCACCUCCGUGCUCUUCCAUCUCCUCCUCUCACCCAUGCCUCCUCCUGCCUCCCCUUCACUCAUCGCCUGGAACAGAGCGUCUGCAGUUGGAGGCAAAAGUUUUUGACAUGACAUCUGCUUUGACGGAGUGACAGCCCAUAGUAUCUCACUCCCGUUGAAGGCCGUUCUGCAUGUGAGGGACUAAGUCGACUCUUCACGCUGACCUUCUCUGACCUGCGCCUCCAUCCCGUGAGCAGCAUCUGGUCCUGCAGCGUUUCUGAUCUGUGUGGCCGAAGCUGAGAUCCAUCACCAUGAGAGUCUGGAGGCGGCGGAGCAACUUUGGCUUUCUCUUCCUGGCUCUCUGGUCCCUGUCUACGGCCAAGGAAUAUGCUGACAUAAAGCGUGACCAAGAGGAGGCUAAACAUCGAGGGAGAACGGACGGCCCAAAACAAUAUGGGACCACUGUACCUCUGCUGCUAAAAGGCAAAGACCAAAGACCACUGAGUGAGCUCCGAGCCGGGGGUUACCCCGCGACGCUGAUGCUGCUGCUCCACGCGGAAGGUGAACAGCUGAUACUGAGGCUGGAGAAAAAUAAGGGUUUGUUUGGAAGCCAUUACACUGAGACACAUUACCUGGAAGAUGGAAGUGCCAUCACUACUGCUCACAACGCCACGAAUAAUUGCUACUACCACGGUGAGGUGCAGGCACGUCCUCGCUCUGACGUCACCCUCAGCAUCUGCUCAGGCAUAAGAGGCUUCAUUGCACUGGAGAACAAGACGUUCAUCAUCGAGCCGGGGUCUGACCAAGACGCUGAUUCUCACUUCAUCUACCGAGGAGAAGACCUGGAGCUAACCCCCGGAGCCUGCGGCCAUGGCUUCAACUCGUCUUCUGCUCCUCCUGAAAACGACAUCAAAAGCCCUUUUCAGUCUUUCCACCAAAGGCAUAGACGGCACGCUCAGAAGACAACCAAGUACGUGGAGCUGAUCAUCGUGGCAGACAGCAGAGAGUUCCUGAAACAGGGGAAGGACGUGGACAAGGUGAAACAGAGACUGGCAGAGAUAGCCAAUUAUGUGGACAAGUUUUACAGAGCUCUGAACAUCCGAGUCGCCCUGGUGGGCCUGGAGGUGUGGAGCGACUCGGACAAAUGUCCCGUCACCCAGGAUCCUUUUGCCACACUGCAUGAGUUCUUGGACUGGAGGAAAGUCAAACUGCUGCCCCAGAAGCCUCACGAUAACGCCCAGCUCAUUAGCGGGGUCUACUUCCAGGGCACCACCAUUGGCAUGGCUCCCAUUAUGAGCAUGUGCACCGUGGAGCAGUCUGGAGGCAUUGUCAUGGAUCACUCUGACAACCCACUGGGUGCUGCCGUGACUUUGGCACACGAACUGGGACACAAUUUUGGCAUGAACCACGACACCCCGGAGCGUGGCUGUGGCUGCAGAAUGACAGUGGACCGUGGCGGCUGCAUAAUGACCCCCUCUACAGGGUAUCCGUUCCCGACAGUGUUCAGCACAUGCAGUAAGAAGGACCUCGCUGCCAGCCUGGAGAAAGGUGUGGGCAUGUGUUUGGACAACAUGCCCGAGGUCAAGGUUCUCUACGGUGGUCAGGAGUGCGGGAACGGCUACGUGGAGGAGGGGGAGCAGUGCGACUGCGGUGAGCCCGAGGAAUGUAUGAACCCAUGCUGCAACGCCACCACGUGCACCCUGAAGGGAGACGCUGUCUGCGCCCACGGCCAGUGUUGUGAAGACUGUAAGCUGAAGCCAGCUGGAACCAUGUGUCGAGAGUCGAGUAACUCCUGCGACCUGCCAGAGUUCUGCACCGGCACCAACGCUCAGUGUCCGGCCAACAUUUAUCUGCACGACGGCCACGCCUGCCAUAACGUUGACGGGUACUGUUACAACGGCAUCUGCCAGACUCAUGAGCAGCAGUGCAUCACCUUGUGGGGAGCAGGUGCCAAACCUGCCCCUGGAAUUUGCUUUGAGCGAGUAAAUUCUGCAGGGGAUCCUUACGGGAACUGUGGGAAGGACUCCAAAGGCUCCUUUGCCAAAUGCGAUGCCAGGGACGCAAAGUGCGGUAAAAUUCAGUGCCAGGGAGGAGCCAACAGACCUGUGAUCGGAACCAACGCCGUUUCCAUCGAAACCAACAUCCCUCUGCAGGAAGGAGGGCGAAUCCUGUGCCGGGGAACGCAUGUGUACCUGGGUGACGACAUGCCUGAUCCUGGACUGGUUCUGGCCGGUACGAAGUGUGGAGACGGCACGGUGUGCCUGAACCGACAGUGUCAGAACGUCAGCGUCUUCGGUGUGCACGAGUGCUCCAGGAAGUGCAACGGACGUGGGGUGUGCAACAACAAGAACAACUGUCACUGUGAAGCUCACUGGGCUCCUCCGUUCUGCGAGAAGGGCGGCUUCGGUGGAAGCAUCGACAGCGGGCCAAUGAGGCGAGCAGCCGACAGCGUCGCCAUCGCAGUGUCCCUCCUGGUCACCCUGGUCAGCCUUCUGGCAGCCUCCGUCAUCGUCUUUCUGAAGAGGAAAACUCUGCUGCGAAUAUUCUUCACCAACAGAAAGAGCACCUUGGAGAAACUCAGGUCGGUGGAGGCUAACAGACCGACCAGCCCCGUCAGAACGCAGUCCAUGUGCAGAUCCACACCUCAACGAAAACCUCCAUCCAAACCCUCUGGAGCCAGCAGUUACAAGGCAUCUCUCCUGAGCACAGAGCCGCUUCUCCCUCAACACAACUUCCACUCUCACAACCUGCGCAGGCUGCCCCUUUACCAGCCACUGCACAUCAGCCACCCCAUGCCCAUGUCCCUGAAUGUGGGCCAACCCCUGCUGCCUCCGCUGCCGGCCCACACGUCGCUGUCACCACCACGAGUGCCACCUUUCCUCAGCCUGCCUCGGGAGCAGUCAUCCUACAGAGCGGACCAGGACUUUGAUAAACCCAGUCCGCCGCAGAAACCUCUGCCUGCAGACCCACUUGGGAGGAGCUCACAGCUGGCACACAGUUUUAAAGAGGGAGGGGUUCACUUACCCAGCACCGGACCACGUCCUAUACCUUUGUCAACCGUGCCCAAGCCUGCACCUACGAUCCCUUUACCCAGCAGGCCUGUGCCAGUCUUGCCCUACAGACCACCAAAGUAUCAGAAGGACUGCUGAGCUGCAGACGUCACGGACAGAGGACUUAAUCAAAGUCACGGUGUAGACGGAGACUUUUUUUAGACUUGCACUAAACACAGAAACUCUUUGAGACCUUCGGGAAAGUUGGAAAUGUCCCAGAGUUUCUGAUAAAAAGAGACCAACGGCACACGACAGGGCUGUUCCCUCUGACAGGUGCUCUCUUCUCCUCACUCAGGUACUGAUUAAAACUAUUUAUUGAAUUAUUUAAAACCACCAGUUUGUGCACAUCAUUGGAAAAGCAGAGAAAAGAGCAGAAACACGGUGUCCUUUUGGUUUUGUUUUAAGAUUCUUUAAUGCUUUUGAUACUUUUUGAGUGAAUUGCUAAAUAUGUAAUGAGGGGGAAAAAAGGGACAGGGAGGCCAACUCAGUGAGUUGUCAGAAUAGCUUACGGUCCAUGAAUAUUAUAUUUUAUUCAUUUAUAUAUUUAUGAGGUAUUGGAUAUUGAGUAAUUUUUUUAUAUUCAUGCCACCACGAUGCUGAAAAAUACUUGUUUUAACAGUGGGGAAAAAAUACAAAACAAGUAAAUAAUUACUGGAGUCCAGGAAUAUGUUUUAUUCACACACUUACUCUGUUAUUUCCUCAUGCGUCCAUAUUCUCUGUGAAGUACAAACAGAAAAAGCACACGUCUGGUGACACGUGGUGGUCCUGGUCUCCUGAUGCUGGCACACACUGCCGAGCUUCUGCAUGUUUGGCCCGGAGACAGACUUUAGUGUCUGUCAUUGACUCCAGUCAGUGCUGUCGCUGUGUUUUUGCGACACUCACUUUCUGUCUGUUUGCGGCAGCCAAGUUGGACGACGCCUAAACUUCGAGCUCCUUCCAGCUCCUUCUCAACCACGUCCAAUGAAAGGCGACACUGUGUCCUUGUAGUCCGUGUCUCCUCCUCUGCCUAAUGUAACGUGUCGUUGUCCGUUUUCUAUGGCCGUGUUAUUUCCACACUUCAUGUUUUUCAUGUUCGCACCGCUGUCCGUACUUUCUGUUGCACUUUGAGUUUGGCACUUUUACAAGUUGUGACUUUGUUGACUUGCUGUCAUAUGUGUACAAAAUCAUCGGUUAAAACGAUUGCAGCUCUCUCUCUCUCUCUCUCAGUCGUCAGAAUACUUUUUAUUAUUUCAAAUGUGAAAAUAUCAGUGUCAUGUCGGUUGGUUGUUCAAUACUUGUCAUUUGUAAAUGUAACUUUUUUUUGUUUUUGCAAUACCGUCAAAUUUGAAAUGACAAUAAUACGACAAUGGUGUCUCCUGUGUCGUCUUUAAGCGCAAAAUUUAAAGAACAUUUUUGUAAGGUGAAUGGAGAGCACAAGAGCGCCACCUUAAGAUAAGAGAUGAGAAGUAAAUCUUUUUAAAUCUACGUUUACCAACACUAACGUGGGAACACAAGGCAAUUGUUAGAAAAAGUUGGAACGUUCCUUUCCACUUGAGCAGCCUUGUUGUUCAACACUGCCAUCUAUCGAGCCUUUUUGGUCAUUACCAGAAGUAGAUUUGAUUUUUUUACGACGCUUUCACUUGCUUUCAAUUGCUUUUUAAAAACAGCGGUGUAAAGUAUUGAAAUAAAAACGUUUUUUUUCUAAUUAUUAUUUUUUUAAUCUUGUAAAAUGGCAUUUCAGAUUGGCAAACAACGGUUCUCAAACUGUGGUAGGGUUAAGGUUAGAGUUACACGGAUGAGUCACUUACUGUACGGUAGUUGUUAAAUACAGUUGUAUAUUCCAGUUUAAUCUGUGUGUGUGUGUGUGUUGGGGGGGUGUUAGCAUUAAAUUGAAUUUCCAGUUGUAGACUCUACAGUGUAGGCAGGUGCAGCAGUAUUUCAAUGUUCAAGGUCUUACUGGUGGUACUUGAAGAGCCUGGAGUUUGGAGAGACACUACAGCAAACAGCAGACCACUCUCCUCAUCAGUGUCUUCUGUGGGAUUAAUGGUCACAUGACAGCACUCCACUGGCUGCCUAGUGAGCCUUUGCUCUGGCUUCACUUACAGGGAGUCUGUGUGCUGCCAAGUCAGAGCUCAUGGUGUCCAGACUAUAGUUCCCCAGAUCUGCGAAUGAAGUCCACACCAAACAGAUUGGAGCUGAGUGCUGGUAGCACCAGCUUGAAACCUUUCUGAGGGGCUUCUGCCUUGGUUCUGAGACACAGAAGGGAUAAUCAGUGUAAACAAAGAGGAAUCAUAUUUAAUAAUGAUACUUUAUAAUAUAAUGGCAAUAUAGUUUAGGGGUCUGGGUUUGAAUCCUGAGACUUUGAAGACAGUGUCUGAAUGAUAAUGAUGUUACCGUGAUAUUAAUGUUGAUGGUGAUGCAAAUGUUACAUUGACGUUAAUAAUGCAGAUAAUGUUGAUUGAUAAACAACAAUGACAACAACAAUGAUGAUCAUUUUAAAUAUAAUAUUCUAACAAUGAUAAUGAUGACAAUAAAAAUGAUGCUUUUUAUAUGGUAAUGGUGACAAGGAUGUUGACAAUGGUUUGAUGGUGAACACUAUCAUAAUGAUAUGAAGAGAUGAGGUUGGACGUCAUCACUACAGCAUGUCUCGAAAAACGUGUUGCUCUAAUGCAGCUGUCCUCAGGUGCAGUGAAGCACCUGCCUCCAUCCUCCCACUGCAGGUGUUGGUGUUGUUUCCUCUAACUGAAUCUCUUGCUGGGACACAACAAUUCACAGUCACAUCAGAAAGCUUUAAUCAUCCUGUCUUUUCCUCCCCUCCAGAGAGGAGAGAACAAAAGACCUGAGGGAUCUUUUUUUUUCCCAGGCGCUCCUCACAGCUGCCCGACUCUCUCUCAGCCCAUAUGUCAAACACUCGCUUAUGGCUCCCAUAUAAUUCAGUCGGGGAGUAAAAAGACACUCGGCACAUUACAGAGAGGGGAGAAAGAUAAACACACAGCAGGCUAAUGUGAAAGAACUCACUCCCCAGACUAAUUAUCAAAGUAAAUGACAGUAGGAGAGGCUGGAGUUGAGACAAAGUGUCUUUUAUUAAGACACCAUUCACAGGUGCGGCAGGUCCAUAGAGUGGUAUGUUGUUUCAGCUUGGAAAAUAGGUGAGAAGAAAACCCUGAAGAUCCACUUUUUAGUAUUUGAAUGCGGUCUAGACAAUGCUGGUACUGUACAUUUUUUGUUUAAUAUAAAUAUUGUAAAGUACUAGUGUAAAAGCAAGUAUCUUUCUCAUUUGAUAUAUGAUCAGGCAUUAAUGCUGACACCUCAGAGCAGCAGCAGAGACUGUUACUCCGGCUCAUCCAGCCAGGGACAGUAAUGAAUUCCAGCUUGUACUUGCUGGUUAGAGAGUGGAUUCGAUUGUACUGCACACAUGGCUGGAGAUGAGGAGUUAAAGAUUUAACAAAGAGGACAAAGUCCUGCAGCCGUUGUGGAGCCCCUGUGGCCCUGUGUUUAUCAGUUGACUGCAGCUAAAAUAAUAGAAAUGUGGGAUAAUAACAGAAAUUACAGAUUGAAAAUCAGAUAUUGCUUUUGAAUUGUGGUUUUAACAAGUUAAUGAAACUGGCCUGGAAAAGAUGAUGAUAUCCACGUGGAAGGAGCUGAAACAUGAAGUCUCAAAUCUGGAGGUUGUUUUGUUAACGAGGACUGGGCCAAAACCACUGAGGGCAGGUGCAGAAGUCACACUGAGGGGCAGAAAUAGCCUGAUUGUAACAAAAUAUUAAGUUAGGUGGACCAUCGUUUUAGUCCAGGUCAGUUUCAUUAGUUUCUCUCACACCACAAUUUUAUCUUUCCUUCUGCUUCAGUCAGGUAAAAAGACAUGAGAUGAGUCACAGUCAUGAAAUGUUGUAGGCUGAUCCAGGACCAGUACAUUAUGGAGGUAAAAGAUGGAGCGCAACAUAAAUUUAAAAAUAUUUUAUUUCCAUGUCACAGCAGAUCCAUGCGAAUAUAAAGAAGUGUAUGUGUGUGUGUGUAUA
Molecule: messenger RNA, 7433 nt
Organism: Cynoglossus semilaevis (tongue sole)
Lineage: Eukaryota; Metazoa; Chordata; Actinopteri; Pleuronectiformes; Cynoglossidae
Gene: adam12b
Product: ADAM metallopeptidase domain 12b
Exons: 23
Coding region: 700-3537 (945 amino acids)
Biological process (GO): proteolysis
Molecular function (GO): metalloendopeptidase activity
Source: RefSeq, a predicted model, not a curated record